GCCUACACAUCUUUCUAUAAUACAUUGUGUUGUUUCAGACUCUCAUCUCUCAACACAAAUUCUCGUUUUCUUAUUCUUCUUCAUCCCUGUUCCCAUUUUUCCUCCCCAGCAUCUUUGCUCAUUCUGUGGGUGAAGCGAGUUUUUGCGAUGUCGGAGAAAGGAGGAAAGGGCGCUUCUCUAUUAAGCAAAGGGGGACUAGGAUCCAUGAAAGGGAAAGAUGACAGUGCGACAAAAUCAGCGAAAGGGAGGAGGGUUCAGUUUUCUAAAGAUGGUCCAUAUGAAUCUGGAAUAAGUAGUAGUUCACCCAUUUCACUAAAAUCUGUUGGAAAAGGAGGAAAAGGAGAUAAGGUUGCAAAUGGAGGAAAGAGCUCUCAGUCAAAAGACUCACAAUCAUCAGAACUGGAUCAAAAACUUCCAGAAAAUAUCAAGUGUCUUAUGGACUGUGAGGCUGCAGAUAUUUUACAAGGAAUUCAGGACCAGAUGGUCAUGUUAUCUAGAGAUUCAACUAUCAAAAUGCCCACGUCAUUUGACAAGGGACUGCAGUAUGCCAGAAGCACUAGCAAGUACACAAAUGCACAGUCUGUUAGACACGUUCUUGAACCUCUUGCAAAUAAUGGUCUCAGUGACUGUGAGACAUGUGUGAUUGGUAAUGUAUGCCCAGAAUCUGCUGAUGAAGUUUUUGCUCUUCUCGCAAGAUUGAAGGGUAAGAGAAACGUUGACAAGGAAGUUCUUAAAGAUUCAUUGAUUGAGCUUGCGAAGCUUAGACAGCCAAUGUAGAGCCUAAUAAUGAAAGAACUUUUAUGGGUUUUGGCGUGUAGGAGAUAUGUAGCACAUGGAACAGUUUUCAAACUUUACACCUUGUGUAAAACUUCAAUGAAUCCAUGUUUAUAUUGAUUAUCAGUUUCUAGUCAUAUUUCCGACUUGUUUGUACAGAUGUCUAUUGUAGAACUUGUGCAUGACAAUUUGAUGAUUUUGCAUUGACAAGAC
Vigna angularis (adzuki bean) is the source of this 987-nucleotide messenger RNA. Its product is annotated as DNA-directed RNA polymerases IV and V subunit 4. The record is from RefSeq and is a predicted model, not a curated record. Gene Ontology annotation, cellular component: RNA polymerase complex. The transcript is spliced from 11 exons. Bases 148 to 777 code for a protein of 209 amino acids. NCBI's taxonomy places the organism in Eukaryota, Viridiplantae, Streptophyta, Magnoliopsida, Fabales, Fabaceae. Gene Ontology annotation, biological process: DNA-templated transcription initiation. Gene Ontology annotation, molecular function: nucleotide binding.